This is a messenger RNA of Maudiozyma barnettii, 4587 nucleotides long. It is a transcript of the gene YCF1, whose product is annotated as ATP-binding cassette glutathione S-conjugate transporter YCF1. Gene Ontology annotation, cellular component: membrane. The record is from RefSeq and is a predicted model, not a curated record. Gene Ontology annotation, biological process: transmembrane transport. Lineage: Eukaryota; Fungi; Ascomycota; Saccharomycetes; Saccharomycetales; Saccharomycetaceae. The coding region runs from base 1 to 4587 and encodes 1528 amino acids. Gene Ontology annotation, molecular function: ABC-type transporter activity; bilirubin transmembrane transporter activity; ATP binding. The transcript has a single exon.
AUGUCGAUUGCAAAGCUCCCUUCAUGGGCUUGUAAGAUAUGUCAGUCCUCAGAAGGUCUAGGACCUAUUUCCUAUUACGGUGACUUCACACAAUGUUUCAUUGAUGGUGUAGUAUUAAACUUAACUGCGUUAUACAUGAUAAUAUUUGGUACUAGGGAUAUUGUACGUUUAGUGACUGCAAAACAUUCCGGUAUUAAAUAUAGAAGACAUUGGUUGAUUGUCAGUAGAAUGACUCUAGUACUAUUGCAAAUUCUUUUCACAGCUAUAGUAUCGCUUUCAUUAACUACUGAGAAACAUAGGGAUUUGACAGUUAUUAGUCAAUAUACUUUGACACUCAUUUCUUUAUUUGUGGCAUUAUCUUUGCAUUGGGUCGAAUAUCAUAAAUGUAAAGUUUCUAAUACCAUUGUAUUGUUUUACUGGUUGUUUGAAUCCUUCGGUAAUGUUUCUAAAGUGAUAAAUUUCGUAAUUAGAUAUAACUAUGAAAACCGUUGGACAUUCGGACAUACCAUCUUCAUUUUCACAUUGUUCCAAGCAAUUACUUGCAUUUCUAUCUUAGCUUUGGAAAUUUUCCCAACUAAACCAUUAAGACCUUAUCAGGAGAUUCAGGAACAUCUAUCAAGAAGAAAAGUUAAUCCAUAUGAUACUGCAAAUAUUUUCUCUAGAAUUUCCUUUACAUGGAUGUCUGGUUUGAUGAAAACGGGUUAUAAGAAGUAUUUAGUCGAAGAAGAUUUGUAUAAAUUACCAGAAAGUUUUGGAAGUGAAGAAUUGGCUGCGUCAUUGGAUAAGAACUGGGAAAAUCAAUUGAAAAAAACUAGUAAGCCUUCUUUAACAUGGACUCUAUGUUUAACUUUUGGUGGGAAAAUGCUUGUUGCCGCUUUAUUUAAAGUUUUACAUGAUAUUUUGGCAUUUACACAACCUCAAUUACUUAGAUUAUUGAUCAAAUUUGUCACUGAUUACAAUAAAAAUAUUCAUGAUGCCUUAGAAGAUCAUUUACCAGUUAAGAACUUACCAAUUAUCAGAGGGUUUAUGAUAUCUGUUAGUAUGUUUUUUGUUGGGUUCAUUCAGACUUGUGUGUUACAUCAAUACUUCUUGAAUUCGUUUAAUACUGGUAUGAACAUCAAAAGUUCCUUGACAGCUAUUCUUUACAAAAAAUCAUUAGUUCUAUCUAAUGAAGCAUCCUCAACUUCAAGUACUGGUGAUAUUGUUAAUCUAAUGAGUGUUGAUGUUCAAAAACUACAAGAUUUAACACAAUGGUGUCAUUUAAUUUGGUCCGGUCCAUUACAAAUAGUCUUUUGUUUGGCAUCGUUAUACAAUUUGUUAGGUAAUUCUAUGUGGGUGGGUGUUAUUAUUUUAGUUGUUAUGAUGCCUGCUAAUUCUUAUAUUAUGAAAUAUCAAAAGAAAUUACAAAAAUCUCAGAUGAAGUUUAAGGAUGAAAGAACUCGUGUUAUUAGUGAAAUUUUGAACAAUAUUAAAUCCUUGAAACUAUACGCUUGGGAAACUCCAUAUAAGAAGAAGUUGGAACAUGUCAGAAAUGAUAAGGAAUUGAAGAACCUAACUAAAUUAGGUUGUUUCAUGGCUUUGUCCAGUUUCCAAUUUAAUGUUGUUCCUUUCUUAGUAUCGUGUUGUACUUUUGCUGUAUUCGUUUAUACUGAAAAUAAACCAUUGACUACCGAUUUGGUUUUCCCUGCAUUGACAUUGUUCAACUUGUUGUCAUUCCCAUUGAUGGUUGUUCCGAAUGUUUUAACCGGUUUUAUUGAAGCUUCUGUCUCUAUUGGUAGAUUAUAUUCAUUCUUAACCAAUGAAGAGUUACAGAAAGAUGCUGUCCAGCAUUUACCAAAGGUUUCUAACAACGGUGAUAUUGCUGUUAAUAUUGGUGAUGAUGCUACUUUUCUAUGGAAACGUAAACCAGAGUACAGAGUUGCUCUAAAGAAUAUUAAUUUCCAAGCAAGAAAGGCAGGAUUGUCAUGUAUUGUUGGUAAAGUGGGUAGUGGUAAGACAGCUUUGAUUCAAAGUAUGUUAGGUAAUUUGUUUAGAAUUAAAGGUUUCGCCACUGUUCAUGGUUCUGUUGCUUAUGUAUCCCAAGUUCCAUGGAUUAUGAAUGGUACUGUUAGAGAAAAUAUCUUAUUUGGUCAUAAAUACGACAAAGAGUUUUACGAUAAGACCAUUAAAGCCUGUGCUUUGACAAUCGAUCUUGCCAUUUUGAUGGAUGGUGACCAAACUUUAGUUGGUGAAAAGGGUAUUUCUUUGUCUGGUGGCCAAAAGGCCCGUUUAUCUUUAGCUAGAGCUGUAUAUGCAAGAGCUGAUACCUAUAUUAUGGAUGAUCCAUUGGCUGCUGUUGAUGAACAUGUCGCCAAGCAUUUAAUUGAACAUGUCUUGGGUCCAAAUGGUUUAUUACAUUCCAAGACUAAGGUUUUAUCUACAAAUAAGAUAUCUGUAUUGUCUAUUGCUGAUUCUAUCACUUUGCUGGAGAAUGGCGAAGUCAUUCAACAAGGCUCGUUUGACGAAGUCACCAAGGAUGAAAACUCUCCAUUAUGUAAGUUGAUUAGUGAAUUCGGUAAUAAUAAAAAUAACAAGAAGGUCGAUAACGCUGAAGAUGAGUCUGCUGUUGAGACACCAUCCACAGCUGCAUCUGUUCGGGAAGAUACUGUUCCUUUGGCUGAUGAAUUAGAAGAAUUGAAUAAAUUACAAGAUAUGCAUCUGGUUACAGAUGAAACUCAAAGUUUGAGAAGGGCAAGUAAUGCUACAUUGCGUAGUAUUGAUUUUGGUGACGAAGAGAAUGCCUCAAGAAGAGAGCAUCGUGAACAAGGUAAAGUUAAAUGGAAUAUUUAUUUGGAAUAUGCUAAGGCAUGUAACCCAAGGAAUGUUUUAAUUUUCAUUUUAUUUAUUAUCUUGUCAAUGUUCCUAUCUGUUAUGGGUAAUGUUUGGUUGAAACAUUGGUCUGAAGUGAACACUAAAUAUGGUGAUAACCCUCAUGCAGUUCGUUAUUUGGCUAUUUAUUUCGCUUUGGGUGUUGGUUCUGCGUUAUCUACAUUAAUUCAAACUAUUAUUCUAUGGGUUUUCUGUACUAUUCAUGGUUCUAGAUAUUUACACAAUGUGAUGACAAAUGCAGUCUUAAGGGCACCAAUGGUUUUCUUUGAGACUACUCCAAUUGGCCGUAUCCUGAAUAGAUUUUCUAAUGAUAUUUACAAAGUUGACUCUAUCCUUGGUAGAUCUUUCUCCCAAUUUUUUGUCAAUGCUGUUAAAGUAGUAUUUGUUGUCAUUGUUAUUUGCUUCACUACAUGGCAAUUCAUCUUUAUCAUUGUGCCAUUAAGUGUCUUAUACGUUUAUUACCAACAAUAUUAUUUAAGAACAUCAAGAGAAUUACGUCGUUUAGAUUCUAUUACUAGAUCACCAAUCUAUUCUCAUUUCCAAGAAACUUUAGGUGGUAUUGCCACAAUUAGAGGUUAUCAUCAAGAAAAGAGAUUCCGUCAUAUUAAUCAAUGUCGUAUUGACAAUAAUAUGAGUGCUUUUUAUCCUUCUAUUAAUGCCAACCGUUGGUUAGCCUUCAGAUUGGAAACUAUUGGUUCUGUUAUCAUUUUAGGUGCCGGUACAUUAUCUAUCCUUAGAUUGAGACAAGGUACAUUGACAGCAGGUAUGGUUGGUCUAUCCUUAAGUUAUGCAUUACAAAUCACCCAAACAUUGAAUUGGAUUGUUAGAAUGACUGUUGAAGUGGAGACUAAUAUUGUCUCUGUUGAGAGAAUUAAAGAAUAUGCUGAUUUAAAGAGUGAAGCUCCUGAGAUCAUUGAAGGAAGUAGGCCAGAACAAGGAUGGCCAAUAGCCGGUAAUAUUCAAUUUGAGAAUUAUUCCACUCGUUACAGAUCAGAUCUUGAUCUUGUUUUAAGAAAUAUCAAUCUAAAUAUUCAUUCCAAGGAAAAAGUUGGUAUUGUUGGCAGAACUGGUGCAGGUAAAUCAUCGUUAACUUUGGCGUUAUUCCGUAUCAUUGAAGCUAGUGCCGGUCGUAUCACCAUUGAUAAUGUUCCUAUUGAUAAAAUUGGUCUAUAUGAUCUAAGACAUCAUUUAUCGAUUAUUCCACAGGAUUCCCAAGUCUUUGAAGGUACUAUACGAGAAAACAUUGAUCCAACCGAAUGCUAUAGUGAUGAAGAGAUCUGGAAUGUCCUUGAAUUAUCUCAUUUGAAGGAUCAUGUCCUACAGAUGGGUACAGAUGGUUUAUUGACCAGACUAACUGAAGGUGGUGGUAAUAUGAGUGUUGGUCAAAGACAAUUGAUGUGUCUUGCCCGUGCAUUGUUAGUUCAAUCCAAGGUAUUAAUCCUGGAUGAAGCUACUGCUGCGGUGGAUGUAGAGACCGAUCAAGUGAUUCAACAGACCAUACGUACUGCAUUCCAAGACAGAACGAUUUUGACUAUUGCACAUAGAUUGAAUACCAUUAUGGACAGUGACAGGAUCAUUGUAUUGGAUCAAGGUGAGGUGAAGGAGUUUGAUUCGCCUGCUAAUUUGUUACAAAACCCACAAUCUUUGUUUUAUUCAUUAUGUGAAGAAGCCGGUUUAGCAAGUGGUUCGGUAUCGACUAAGGAUAUUAAGGAAGCUUGA